GGACAAAACACCAAACGCAAAGCUGCCAUGAGUUCUGUAAGUCAAAGCAUUUCUGAGAAUAACUCCAUUGUUCAUCCUGAAUACUUUUUCAUCAUUGGACUUUCAGGUAUACCAUACAGCACUUAUUACUAUAUUUUCUUAUUUUUCAUUUAUAUUAUUUCUGUAAUUGAGAACUCUGUAGUCCUUUUUAUUAUAGUUGUUGACCGGAACCUGCACAGUCCAAAGUACAUUGGUGUUUUUUACUUGGCAUUGGCUGACUUUGGUGAAACUAAUGCACUGAUUCCUAACAUGAUGAAGAUUUUUGUUUUUGACUCACAGUACAUCUCCUACAAUGCUUGUUUGGCAAACAUGUUUUUUGUUCACUUCUUUAGUACUAUGCAGAGCCUCACUCUUGUUGUUCUGGCAUAUGAUCGCUUCAUUGCAAUUUGUUUGCCAUUAAGAUAUCACGCCAUAGUAAAUAAUACUGUCAUGUCUGUAGUGUUUGUAGGAUUAUGGGCAUUUAAUGGUGGUUUGGUUGCCUUUGUGGUGUCUUCAAUCACGCGACUUUCAUUCUGUAAAUCCAAUGCUGUACCUAGUUAUUAUUGUGAUCAUGGACCAGUGUUUAGGUUGGCAUGUAAUGAUGUUAGCAUAAGUGCUUUCAUGGCAAAACUCUGCACAGCUUUAUACGUUGUAGCACCAUUGAUCUUUAUAGUCCUGUCAUAUCUGGGAAUUUUUCUUGCCUUAAGUAAAAUAACAACUUGGGAAGGACGUUUAAAAGCACUGAAGACCUGUGUUUCUCACCUGUUGUUAGUGGGAUCAUUUUUUCUCCCCAUAAUCUGCAUAUACACUGCUGCAUUCAUGGUUUCUCUUACUCCCAAUGCAAGGGUCAUCAGCACAUCUCUGGCAUAUGCUGUUCCACCAAUGCUAAAUCCCAUUAUUUAUGUUUUAAAUACAUCUGAAAUCAAAGACUUAAUUAAAAAAUACCUUAAAAAGAGAUCAAUACAAAUUGAGAGUGUUUAAAACAAACUGUUUUCUUAAUUAAAUUUUCAUGUAAAAUACAUUUGUAUUAAAAUACAUUCUCAAAAAAUACUUAAAGAAAAUAGCAAAUCUAUGGAUUAAGAAGAAAUU
This is a messenger RNA of Cyprinus carpio (common carp), 1107 nucleotides long. Its product is annotated as olfactory receptor 52E8-like. The transcript has a single exon. Lineage: Eukaryota; Metazoa; Chordata; Actinopteri; Cypriniformes; Cyprinidae. The coding region runs from base 28 to 999 and encodes 323 amino acids. The record is from RefSeq and is a predicted model, not a curated record. Gene Ontology annotation, cellular component: membrane. Gene Ontology annotation, biological process: G protein-coupled receptor signaling pathway. Gene Ontology annotation, molecular function: G protein-coupled receptor activity; olfactory receptor activity.